This is a messenger RNA of Rubroshorea leprosula, 950 nucleotides long. NCBI's taxonomy places the organism in Eukaryota, Viridiplantae, Streptophyta, Magnoliopsida, Malvales, Dipterocarpaceae. The record is from the annotation of a GenBank genome assembly.
AACCCAAUCCCCAAAUUCUCAUCGCCGAUUCUCCUCUCCUCCGCCCUUCAUCCAAUCCAAUCUUCCUCCUCCUCCUCCUCUUCUUCAACUUCAUUCGUUUCUUGAUCUUGCCUCUAGUUUCAUUUCAUGGCGUUUUUGUUAUCAUCGGAUCCUGACACGUCGUCGCCGGAAUUGAAGAGGAAGAAGCGGACGAGAUCGGCCGAGGAAACGAACGCCGCUCCUUUUACCUCUCAGAGACAGAGAAUCAAGCGAUGGAGAACAGAGAGGGAGCAGCAGAUCUACUCCUCGAAGCUCGGUGAGGCGCUCCGUCGAUCUCGGAGGAGCGGGAGAGAAGUUCGGGAGACGGCAGAUAGACUACUUGCGGUUUCAGCGCGCGGGGCCACCCGGUGGAGCAGAGCUAUCCUCUCCAGUCAACGCGGUGGAGCGGAGCUGAGGAAGCACAAAAAAGCCAGGGUGACUGGAAAUGGAAGGUUGAAGAAACUGGCGGGAGGAAUCAAGACGGUGGAGAAUAGGAGGUUACCGGCGGUUGAGAGGAAGAUGAAGGUUCUUAGCCGGUUGGUUCCUGGCUGCCGGAAACUGUCUCUUUCGAAUCUUCUUGAAGAAGUUUCUGAUUACGUACCGGCUUUGGAGAUGCAGGUCCGAGCUAUGACCGCUCUCGCCGAGAUCAUCGCCGGUGAAGGUGGAGGCGUUGCGCCGUCGCCGGCUGACCAGCCUGGCACUUCGUAAAUCAGCGAAAAGGUAUUAUUAUUACUUCUUCUUCUUCUUUUUUAAUUUUAAUUUUUAAAUUUUUUUAGUUAGAUUUUUAAAUUCAUGUAUUCUAUCGUGUACAUCACUUUUUCCUUCCUUUGAGCGCCCCUUGCUCCUCUUUUUAUUUUCAAUUACUUUUUUUUAGUAUGUUAAGCAUCAUUUAAUUUAAUUAAUUAAUCGAUUAAUAAAUUUCAAUCGAUCAU